AUGUCUAGUGCUCUCGAUCGUCAACGAUGUGCUGCCCUCGCCACUGUCAUUUUCUUAUUUUAUUUCAUAGGAAUUGUCUAUGGAGUGAGUCAAUUGCUGAGCUUGUCAGAGAAGACCACAUAUCCGGUCGAGUGGUUCCUGCUGUGCAGCAUGUAUCUAUCCUUCUUUCUUUCUUUUCUUCGAUUCGGCAUGCGAUCCGGACUGCACUCUGCGUAUGACUACCUAACUAGCACCCGUGCACGUUCCGCUUGCGUGCUGCUGAGCAGGACCCGAUGCAGCAGGCCCGAUCAGGCAAAAGAAAAGAUUGCCUCCAUCGUCCAGGCUGCGUGGAUUAUCCUGUCCACUAUCUACUACUACUACUGUCCACUGUCCACUGUCCUCCAAGGCCCCGGCAGACAUGCAUUCCGGCACGAUUUAGCGGGAUAUGCACGACGGAGACCAGUGGCUAGCGGCCUGAGAUUGCAGGCCCAACCUGGAUCAACCUUUGGACAGACUCCAGAGGAAACCCUGUGGUUCGGUCGCGUGAGAGAGAGCUGGUGA
This is a messenger RNA of Paecilomyces variotii, 540 nucleotides long. RefSeq lists its product as hypothetical. The transcript has 3 exons. The record is from RefSeq and is a predicted model, not a curated record. Bases 1 to 540 code for a protein of 179 amino acids. Lineage: Eukaryota; Fungi; Ascomycota; Eurotiomycetes; Eurotiales; Thermoascaceae.